This is a messenger RNA of Cottoperca gobio, 4337 nucleotides long. Its product is annotated as coronin-1C-A-like. The record is from RefSeq and is a predicted model, not a curated record. Lineage: Eukaryota; Metazoa; Chordata; Actinopteri; Perciformes; Bovichtidae. Gene Ontology annotation, biological process: cell migration; actin filament organization. Gene Ontology annotation, molecular function: actin filament binding. The transcript is spliced from 11 exons. The coding region runs from base 24 to 3509 and encodes 1161 amino acids.
UAGCCCUUACUGGGAUUACAGCAAUGGAGGAGCAGGGAAAUGGGAAGAAAUCAGAACUUGGUCGUAGCAAGUUAGACCCUCAAACAAAGAGUCUAACAGCCUCAUGCACUAAUGAGGAGGACUUUAUGGUGCUCGACAAGGAUGAGACUUGGAUGUCAUCUGAUGGGGAACACAACAACAAACGGCACAACGCCUCUGGCAAAAGGAUCAAAACAGAGGAUCUUCAACCAUCUAUUAAAAGAAGAGUUGAGGAAGACGCUUCUGCUUGUGAUGAUAACCUUCCACGACCUUCCAGGAAUGCCCUUCAAGAGAAGAGUAAUGAGAAGAAAAGCAGGAGGAGAUCUGACACACUUACAGUGACGUCUGCCAGUGUGGAAGCGCAUGCUGAGAGUUCAGCCGAAGCCUGUUUUGGGAGGGAAAAGGAUCAACAUUUGGCUGAAGUGACAGGCAGCAGGUGCCGGCUAAAAGGAGUCGGUCAUGUUGGAGCUGCUGCCCACGCUGAGACAACUGGGAGAGGGAGAGCAGAGAGGGAGCAAAACAUGAAUGACAAGGGGAAAGUUUCUACUGACAUUAAUAAGGAGCACAUGUCGACACAAGACAACAGCGGCUCAGUAAAAAGAUUAAGAAAGAGAGCGGAUGAUUUAGAAGACAUGCUUGAUGAAGCAGGCCAGUUGGAGCCGGGCGGGCAGAGAGAGAUGAAGUCUAAGUGGGACCAGUGCUUGGAAAAGGUAGAGCCUUCUUUAAGAGAAUCAGAAAACAAAUAUAAGGAAAGCCAUGGUUCAGGAUUUAUUGUGCAAAAAACACAAGUGGUAGAAGAUCAGUCCCAUCAGAGCAGCUUUUCUGCCGCUGUCUCUAAGAGGGCUAAAGCAGGUAGUUUGUGUACCAAGAAAGAGGACAGCAAAGAAGCCGUGCCGUCUCGCUCUGAAACGCCACCACUGCAAGGCAAUCCCUUAUCUCCAGUGGAACAAUGCAAUUUAAUCCCUCGUCCUCUGCCGGAGAGUGAAGGCUGUCAUGGAAAGAUACAGGUUGCGAGCUUAAAGAGGGAGAGCGAGCUUGUUUGUUUCUCUGCCGUGAUCACCCCUCCGCCUGUAACUCAUCUGUUGCCUAAUAGAGGCACACCAAUGGCGAUGCGACUUGGUACAAGUAUGGUAAAUUCACAGAUGGUUCUAGGUGCCUCUGGUGAUUCUAAAGAGGAAUCUGUGCCAAAAGAAAAGCCCAAAGUUAAAGGUCCACCUCCGCCUGUCCCCAAAAAACCUAAAAACCCAUUUAUAAAGCUCAAAACUGCACAAUUAAAGUCAACUGAUGUGCAAAGAAGAGGCAAAGAUCAUCUGCGUUCUGAGGAGAGGGUCAAGAGGAGACACACUUUUGAUUUUAACAACUUUCCAUGCAACACUACAACUAAUCAGGACAUGUGCUUGCUGUGGGAUGAAAGGGGCACUUACACGGUGCCACCAAACGUACGGCGGCUGUCGGUCGACCUCGGCCCUUGGGAGAAUCUGUCGCUCGGACAAAUGGAUGAGCAGUAUGGAGACAUGAUAGACUUUGACUACUGUGAGCGUAUGGCGAAUAUGUCUCCGGAGGAAGAGCCGCCAAACCUGGACAUGUUGCAGAGAAGAGUAUACCUGGAGAGACGAUCCAGAUUUAAAAGCUUACCUCCUCCUGUUACCAACAAGCCCCCAAAUCGUUUUGCGUCCACAGAGACUCUUCGCAUACCUGAGGUCACAUCAAACAAUGAAAUCCAAAGACCAAAACCUGCUUCUUCAAAGAAAAGAGAAAUCUACCCUGAGCUCCCAUCUGAAAGACUUGAUAGACGUAGAGACAACCACGGUAGUGAUAGGGAUGCAGGAAAUGACAGUGAGGUGGGAUCGUACAAGCCAGUGGCGGAAAUCAUCAAAGAAACAAAUCAAAUGCAGAAGAAUCAGGGCCGGGUGAAAGCUGAAGGGGCCAGGGCUCAGGUCCGGGUGGCAGAGGAGGGUCCAAGUGUGAAAGUAUCCCAAAUAAAGAAUGCCUUUGAUGUCCCAAAGAAAUCUAAAGAGAGACCACCAGAAGUUCAAGUACCUCCAAAGAAAGAUAUGUUGCGGCGAGUUGUGCGACAGAGCAAGUUCCGUCAUGUCUUCGGUCAGGCCACGAGGAACGACCAGUGCUAUGACGACAUCCGUGUGUCCCGGGUCACAUGGGACAGCUCCUUCUGUGCCGUCAACCCCAAAUUUCUUGCCAUCAUCAUCGACGCCAGUGGGGGAGGAGCCUUUCUUGUACUUCCUGUCUCACAGUCUGGCCGUAUAGACAAGGUCUACCCUACAGUAUGUGGUCACACGGGCCCAGUUUUGGACAUCGACUGGUGUCCUCAUAAUGACCUUGUCAUCGCUAGCGGCUCGGAGGACUGCACGGUCAUGGUUUGGCAGAUCCCUGAGAACGGACUGGAGAAUCCCCUCUCACAGCCUGUGGUCGUGCUGCAGGGCCACUCCAAGAGGGUCGGCAUCGUGUCUUGGCAUCCCAACGCUCGCAACGUUCUCCUCAGUGCAGGGUGUGACAACCAGAUCAUCAUUUGGAAUGUGGGCACGGGAGAGGCCAUGAUCAACCUGGAGGACAUGCACCCUGAUGUUAUCUUUAGUGUCAGCUGGAGCCGCAAUGGCAGCCUGCUCUGCACCGCCUGCAAGGACAAAAAGGUCCGCGUCAUCGACCCCCGUAAAAAAAAGGUUGUUGCGGAGAAGGACAAAGCUCACGAGGGAGCUCGACCAAUGAGAGCGAUCUUUUUAGCAGACGGAAACAUUUUCACCACUGGAUUCAGCCGCAUGAGCGAACGCCAGCUGGCCCUGUGGAAAACUGAAAACAUGGACGAGCCAAUAUGUGUUCAAGAGAUGGACUCCAGUAACGGAGUCCUGCUGCCCUUCUAUGACCCCGACACCAGCGUAGUCUACCUGUGUGGAAAGGGCGACAGCAGCAUUCGGUACUUCGAGAUCACUGACGAGGCUCCGUUUGUGCAUUACCUCAGCACCUUUUCCACCAAGGAGCCCCAGAGAGGCAUGGGAUACAUGCCCAAAAGAGGCCUGGAUGUCAACAAAUGUGAAAUUGCAAGGUUUUACAAAUUACAUGAGAGAAAAUGUGAACCCAUCAUCAUGACAGUCCCACGUAAGUCGGAUCUGUUCCAGGACGACCUUUAUCCCGACACAGCCGGACCCGAUCCCGCCCUGGAGUCGGAGGAGUGGUUCGCCGGGAAGAACGGAGGCCCCCUCCUGAUCUCCCUCAAAGACGGCUACGUCUCCACGAAGAACCGGGAUCUGAAAGUGGUCAAGACGAACGUUCUGGAGACGAAGGCACUCACAAAAGCAGAAAACAUCUCAACUGUCCAGAAGCACGUUACUCCACAGUCCUCAGUAAAAAAGGAACAGAAAAUUGAAGAUAAACUGGAAGAGGUACUCCGAGAGUUCAAGUCACUCAGGGACCGCGUCAUCCUGCAAGACCGUCGAAUCGCCCGGCUGGAAGAUCAGGUUUCCAAGGUUGCCAUGUAAGACACCGGAGAGGAAUCGAGUGGACGGGGUCAGUCACGUCCAAAUUCUCAAGAUUCGGUUUCAUCGAGCUUGGUGUCGUCCCCGUGAUGAGACCAAGCCCUACAUUCCAAGAUGAACUUUAUUUUUUCCUCAUCAAGUCUCCAGUUUCACACUUCGCCCCGAUACACACAGAGAAAAGGAAAAACUCUCGCAGCUCGUGUACACAUUUGAAGAGAAGACAUUUUUGUUGAAGGAAAAAGUCUUAACUUCUUUUUUUUUUUUUUUUAUUGUGGUAAAACAUUCUUAUGUGAAGUUUGUACUUACUACUCCAAAACUGUAUGUAGCAUCAGUAUUUCCAUUGUCAUUUCUUUGUGUUGCCAAAUAUGAACCGUGUGCGGUUUUCAUGCACUGCUUUUACAUUUACUUUAUUUUCUCUCCUGUUGUACAUUCCAGUCACAAGCUGGUAGAUUGAUUUAGUCGAGCUGCAUUUUUUAAAACAAUAGCUGUUGAUUUUUUUUUUCUCUCCACCAACCAGUUUACUCAUUGAUAACCAUCAGAUUUAUGAAUGUGGAAGAAUUAUUUUAAAACGUUUUGUUCCUAUUCUUCUGGGCUUGAAAUUUAACAUUGGGUUUUAUUGGGGGGGGGGGGUUGCAUCUCUCUGGUGUAAAUGUUGUGCAAAAUGUAGUGGUGCCUCUUGUCACUGUUAAGGGUCAAACUGAAGUCGCCCUCUCCAGUGCAUAUUUGGUGUUGGAAAGGGACCACUCGCCCAGCUUGUGUUUCACUGAACCCCUGACAAACAGUUCUGUGCACAUAAUAAAGAUUUUACACAUGAACAACUAUUUUAUUAUC